UCUGCCUGCCGCAGCUCUUCAGAGAAGCCUGGAGAGGGCCGGGGCCAAACAGCAGUCAUUGCGGGGUGUGUGUGUGUGAUUUUAGCUUUGCGUGCCUGGAGAAUGUAAAACGGGUCCUACCAGUUGCUGCUUCCACCCUGCGGAUCUCACCAGCCCGUGUGGAGGGGAUCCCAGCGUGAACUCUUCUUCCGACCAGACCACAGAAAAUCAUGGCUGCUGAAAUGGCUGGCAAGGAAGCUACACGGCAGAGGCACCUUAACCAGGAUACUGAUGGCGAAGAGUCAGCGUCAGCGGAGCCCGAAGCCUGGAAGAUCCGCUACGAGAAGUGCUGGCUGCACCGGCGCUGCUCCUCGCUGCUCCACAAGGACAGGCAGGCUCGGAAGGCCGGGCAGCUGUUCUCAGGGCUGCUGGCCAUGAACGUGGUGUUUCUGGGCUGUGCCUUCGUAAGCAGCAUGAUUUUCAACAGGGUGGCGAUUACCUUGCGCGACGUCCGGAUCUUCCUCUCCAUCCUCAAGAUCCUGUCUCUCUGCUGGAUCAUUUACUACUUGCUGUGUACCAGCAGGAAGCCCCAUGCUGUGCUGUACAGGGACUCCCAUGCCGGGCCAGUCUGGGUGCAGGGGUCUCUAGUGCUGUUUGGAGCCUGCACCAUCAUCCUGCAAGUGUUCAGGAUUGGAUACAUUGUCAGCCACAACCAUUGCAAAUCCCACCUGGAAACCCUGUUCCCGUGCAUAGAAAUCAUCUUCGUUUGCAUUCAGACGUACCUUUUAUGGCGCCACUGUAAGGACUGUACCCAAGUCCAGCACAACCUCACCAGAUGUGGGCUGAUGCUGACCAUGGCCACAGAUCUCCUCCUCUGGCUGUUAGCAGUGACCAACGACUCUAUGCACAGGGAAAUUGAAUCGGCACUCAAAGGUCUUGUGCAAAAUUUUCCAGGCAACGAGUCCAGCUCAUGCACGUGUCCAAACACAAUAGUCUGCCGCGUCUUCCAGAAGGGCUACAUCUUGCUGUACCCCUUCAAAAUGGAAUACUGCCUCAUCGGCAGCUCCAUGCUGUACGUCAUGUGGAAGAACGUGGGCAGGCGCAUCCCUCCCCACCACACCAUUCAUGCCAAGCCCAAAUUCAAGCUCCGUGGUGUCAUUUAUGGGCUGGUGCUGGGCAUAUCUACAUUGUUCAUUGGGAUCUGCAUCUUCAUGACCUACCAGAUCGAGGCUACCAGCUCAGCGCCUAGGCAGGAGACCCUUGUGCUGUAUUAUUCCUACUACGUCGCGCUUCUGCCGAUGAUGACUGUGGGUGCCUUGGCUGGGACUGUCAUCCAUGGCUUGGAAGAGCGUGAGCUAGACACUCUGAAAAACCCAACCCGAAGCCUGGACGUGAUCCUGCUCAUGGGAGCAGCCCUAGGCCAGAUUGGCAUUUCUUACUUCUCCAUUGUCGCCAUUGUGGCCACCAACCCUGGAGACCUGCUAAACAGACUCAUCCUGACCUACGCGGUCAGCCUCAUCAUUCAGCACAUCACGCAAAACAUCUUCAUUAUCGAGGGGCUUCACCGGCAGCCUUUGGUGGAGGAUCCUGAUGCCAGCCUGGCUGGGCCCCACACACAGCACUCGGGUCCAUCCAGUGAAGAGACGGCCAUAUCACACACCAGCCAGGAGCCCGCGCCGCCCCCUGGCAACAAAGAGACUGAAGCAAAAGAAGGUGAGAAGCGUGAAGACUGUGAACCGAGAAGAGUUUACCCACUAGAGAUAAGACAGGAGAUCAGGAGGGUUUCGCAUGCCUACAGCCAUACCUACGGCCGCCUGAACUGGAAGAGGAAAGCCCUAAAGGAGAUCUCAAUCUUCUUGGUCUUGUGCAACAUCAUAUUGUGGAUCAUGCCCACAUUCGGGAUGCACCCCGCCUUCGAGAACGGACUGGAGAAGUCGUUUUACGGUUACUCCACCUGGUUUGCCAUCGUGAACUUCGGCCUGCCCCUGGGUGUGUUCUACAGAAUGCACUCCGUCGGGGGGCUCCUGGAGGUUUAUGUGUCAUCCUGAACCAGGCCCAACCCUCCCUCGCCCAGUGGUGGAGGGAGAAAUGGAGCUGAAGUCACACAGCAGUAGCCGGAUGGGGGAGACCUGGGAACAAAGACACAGAUACUGCCAGCUCGCUUUCAUUUUGACUUUCACUCCUCUGAGCCCUAUUUCUCAAGGAGUUCCAGAUGAAAGGGAAGUUGCUUUGUGUUUUAAACAUGCUGGUGUCAACUUUCUCCAUAGAAAAACAAAACAAUCUGGACUGGUCUGUAAAAUACUGCACGGCUCAAUGGAAACAAUCUAGUGCCAGAAUACUAGGGAUAAUAUAGUUACUGCACUCAGGACACUCCACCUUCAACCCUCUGAACAUAAGAGCAGAAACAUGAUGCACAGACUGAAAUGCACUCCACAGAACCUCUGAAAUCAAGGGCAGGAACCCUCUCAGCAAUCUGAGGAAGAGGCCACAGAAAUACCUGAAGUACAUGCCCCAUGGUCAAGCAAAAAUGAACAAAAAUGCCCACUUUUUACAUGGAUGUAUGGAAGUACAAGGUUCAUAUGAGCACCUAUGGAGCGGGGUGUAGUGGUUAGAGCAGAUCUGGGUUCUGCUCCUGAUUCUGACCCUAACUCUAUAUGUAUCCGUGGGCCAGAUGCUCAAAGAUAUUUAAUUCGUUAAGGACUUGUCUACACUCGAAAUGCUACAGCAAUGCAGCUACAUCUGUGCUGUUGUAGUGCUUCAGUGUAGAUGCCACCUAUGCUGGCAGGAAGGGUUUCCCCGUUGGCAUGGGUAAUCCACUUCCCUGAGAGGCGGUAGCGAAGUUGACGGAAUUCUUCUGCCAGCCUACUGCUGUCGACACCCAGGGGCUAGGGCGAUUUAACUUUGCCACUCCGGGGGGUGGAUUUCUCACAUCCUUGAUUGAUGUA
Molecule: messenger RNA, 2924 nt
Organism: Trachemys scripta elegans
Lineage: Eukaryota; Metazoa; Chordata; Testudines; Emydidae
Gene: OTOP3
Product: otopetrin 3
Exons: 8
Coding region: 210-2027 (605 amino acids)
Biological process (GO): proton transmembrane transport
Cellular component (GO): membrane
Molecular function (GO): proton channel activity
Source: RefSeq, a predicted model, not a curated record